This is a messenger RNA of Photinus pyralis (common eastern firefly), 3872 nucleotides long. RefSeq lists its product as uncharacterized. The coding region runs from base 38 to 3868 and encodes 1276 amino acids. Lineage: Eukaryota; Metazoa; Arthropoda; Insecta; Coleoptera; Lampyridae. The record is from RefSeq and is a predicted model, not a curated record. Gene Ontology annotation, molecular function: heparin binding. The transcript is spliced from 13 exons. Gene Ontology annotation, cellular component: cell surface.
CUCUAUUGCGAUAAUAAACCACACUUUGUGAAUAGUAAUGGCGAUCGAUGGUUUGUUCGUAAUUUGCUGCAUUUUAUUAAACUUCUGUUCUGCGGAACAGAUAUGGCACUCUUAUCAGUUCGAGUCUGGAUACGCCAACCGAGAAGAAUUGGUCAUAACAAAAGUUACAACUGAUAAUAGCUUUGCCGCCGAUGGUAGCGUUUUGGCAUGGAAAACCUUGGCAGGUAACGGAAAAGUGUUCGGUGCUGGUUUGUUGGAUAAUGCCAUGGUAUUAUUAAAUGUGGAAUUAUCACAAGAUGGCAAAUCGUUUGUUGCACGACAGAAAGUGGCGGAAUUCCCUUGGAAGGUUACUGCAGUAGAAAUGUUCCAACAUUGGAACACUGAAACACGCAAAUUAGAGAUUAUACUCAUUUCGGCCAUUAUCAAUGACAACACCGCGGAAUUGAGGUGGUACAAACUUAACGACCUCGAUCUGGAACACUUCUGGACGUGGCCACUUCAGAAAAAGAUCUCGCAUAUGCAAUUUUUUCAGCUGGAAAGCGACAAAUGUAGACUUCUAAUCCUCAACGAUACAGCAGAUGUGUACGAAUUCAGCGUGAACUCCCUGACGUCCCCCCAGUUUUGGCUUUCGCAAACGCUACAACUUUCGUCUCCCGCAAACAGUUCGGCCAUUAAUUCUUAUGGUUCGGAUAUGUAUCUCUCCAUACCACAACAAAAGCAGAACGAAGUUCUGGUGUACAAACUAAUAAAGGACCAUUUUGAGUUUUGGAUUGCUAUCAGUAGUAACAAUGUAAAUCAGGUGGCCUCCUUUAAAAUCGGUUUCAAAUCCUUUUUGGCGAUUAACGGCGACACGCCCUCCAUUUAUAAGUUUGUUAAGGAUAAUAUCGAGUUAGAAAACGUGAAUGGUAUCCAUUUGACCAAUGUCGAAUUUUGGCUGCCCGUUCCCGUGAAGACCUACAGGGACGAAGUUGCGUUAAUUUUGCAACGCACCGUUGACCAUGACACGUACAAAUCUCAUUCUUUAGAGGCCGUUCUGUACGACGGACAUAAUUUUAAUAUGCACGAAGAGAUCCCCUGCUCAUUUUUUGGCGAGGCGGCGCACGGGCUGGAUUGUAUGGUCGACGAGGAUGGAUUCAAUGGAUUGUUAGGGGCGGCAGUUGUUUCCUUGAAAGACGUUUUAGGUAUUUUAGUGCCGCAUAAGAGUAAAACUAUCAUGUUUAUGGUCGAAACGGUCUUGAAGCAACGUAAAGGUCCUGUAGAAUUAGAAGUUGAGAAACUGAUUGAAACUAGACAACAGCUUCAGAAAAUGAUAUCGGAACAAAAAGCCCAAAUUGAAUCGAUUCAAAAACGUUUAGAAACGACCCCUCGUGAAGACGAUGUAGAUCGUGUCACCAUUUUGCCGGUGUAUCAAGAGGAGGUGACCACAGUUAUUGUACCGCUUCCAGAUGAUCAAGUAGUUCACGUCGGUGACCUAAAACAUCUAACUGAUGAUUUUGAAAAAAAUCUAAGCGAAACAAAAGCCGAAUUUGGAAAAAUUGCAGCUGAUAAUGAGGCAGAAAGGCGCUUUGGAUUAUUGAACGUGUACGGGGAUUUGCAAGCUUUGGGCUCCAUCUCAUUUCAAAACAUCAAUACUGAUCUAAUUAAUGAUGAAAGUGUUGAGGAAGUACUGCGUGACACAGUGCAAAAGAAUGCGGCGAAUAUAAUCUCAGGUCAUAAAACUAUCAAUAGUGCCAACAUUGGCAGCCUCACGUUUAGAGUGGCUAACGGAAUUAAUUCCGAAGAUUUGUUGUACAAGACCGAUCAGCCUCUAAGAUUAAAUGGGCGAUUGGUAUUUGAAAAUCAGGUGGAGGUAUUUGGCGAUGUUACGACCACACACGGAAACGUAAACGACAUUCGCCUAAUGAACGAAGUGGUCGAAAUGAAAAGGACAUACAACGAUACUUUCGAGUUUGAACACGUAAUCGUAACAAAAAAAUUGAACACUUCCCAGGCGAAUAGUUUUCGGAUUCAAAAAAGUUUCGCAGAGAUCGUCGGGGACGUCGGUUCAAAAGUGGAAACCUUAGAUUUGGAUUCGGUUGAAAUGCUUGGAGAUAUUACCGUUGAAAAUGUCAACGGGGAGAAUUUCGAAUUGUUCAAAAAGUCUCUCCGUUUAAGAGAUGUCGACAGUUACAUUCCUGGGGAGACGUUUAUGGCUGAUAAUGUAAUCAUUACUGGAGCAAUCGACGCCCAGUACUUGAAUGGAGUCAAGUUCCCGGAGGACCACCUAUUCACAAACUCCGAAUUUAGCACAAUUACAGGCCAAAAAAACUUCUUGAGUCCGUUGCACGUGGAACAGCUCAUCAUUGAGGGUAGUCUUAAUGGAAUCAGACCAGACAACAUUGUAACGCUUUCCACUAGUCAGUCGUUACCGGGAAACUUCCUUUUCACUGAUCUUGAAGUUACGGAGGUUAUUAAUGUAAAGGAUGAGGUUAACAUAACAGGAUCAUUUAUGGAAAAAUUCUUGCCCAAUCCUGGUCUGUUGGAGACUAACAGGAUUAGCGCGAGAGCCAAUUUUAGAUCCCUAAUUGUAGAGGGCAGUGUUAUUGUAUCGGAGAACUACAAUAAUAAGAACCUGCAAGAUCUUCUCCAGGAUGUCAUUUAUCUGACUGAUAGUUACGCACAUGUUACCUCAGUUAAAAACUUUACGAAGGGGCUUUCCGUUAGCAAUGGUAUCAUAUCGACGUCAGAGCGUGUUGGUGGCAUCCCACUUUCUUCCAUCAUCACCACGAACACUGAGCAAACAAUUUUAAUGCAGACAUUGAAUGGUGCCGUAGUCUUCCAGAAUCUCCUAGUGCAGGGGUUAUACUCAGGCAUCAAUAUUACGAAACUGGACCUAGAAACAGUGAAGCUUAGCGGUGAUCAGUUUUUGCCGGCCACUCUUGUAUUCGAAAAUGAUGGUCGAAUGGUUGAUUUGACAGCGACCAAGAUGGAAAUAUCAGGCACGUUGAAUGAAUUUCCCGUUGCCAAUUACUUUUACGACACCGAUGGAAGUGAAAGAGAUAUGGAAAUUAAUUUGAUAGACUUUUCCAAAAUACAGGCGCGCAAUGUUAUUGUGGAAGGGAGCCUGGCGGGAUCAAUAGACAACUUCUCUCUUGAGGAAUUUGACAAAAGACGCUUAAGCGCGACAAGACAACAAACAAUCUCUGCUAAAUACACAGCGGGGCGUCUCCACGCGGAGAACCUAAUUGCCAAAUGGGUUAAUGGGGAAUUAUUUGAGAAACUCUUCGACCGUGACUACUACUUAGAUCUGAUAUCGGAUAAAUUCGUUGCCGGCGACCUGUUUGUGAAAAAUAUCAACGUGAUCGGAAACUUGUCAGUGGAACAAGUUAUUAACGGAGAAGACGUUACUGAGCUUGUCAAAUCGCCCGUUUGGACCGACAAAAACAACAAUUUCACCGAAGUCACUUUCGCUGGGGACCUCUUCGUCAAUCAUUUCAAUUUAAAGCACUUCAAUGGAGUGCCCUUUAAACUGUUCACCGAUAAUGUGAUCUACAAAGAUGAAAAAAAUCCGGUCAUUACCGGUUUUAAGAAUUUCGUAAACGGUUUUCGCGUCACAAGGAUGCUCAAUUCGGAAUAUUUGAAUGGCAUUCACGUGGAUAACAUUUUGAUGAAAACCGGAGAACAGGCAGUAAAGGGACCGGUUACUAUUACUGGAAACGUAAUUGUUAAUUAUGAUACUGUGGUGGACGAGGGGCUCAAUGGUGUUCCACUGUCUUAUUUACGGGACGUUUACCAUUCGGAAAAUAACACUUGCGUUAUAAAUGGUGAAUCACAUUUAUUGCCAUAUGAUACUCUUAAACAAGCUUACUAUUUUAACUAUUUUAAUUAAAAAU